Molecule: messenger RNA, 1170 nt
Organism: Cokeromyces recurvatus
Lineage: Eukaryota; Fungi; Mucoromycota; Mucoromycetes; Mucorales; Mucoraceae
Product: WD40-repeat-containing domain protein
Exons: 6
Coding region: 1-672 (223 amino acids)
Molecular function (GO): protein binding
Source: RefSeq, a predicted model, not a curated record
AUGAAUGCAGGAGAUAAUAAACCAGCACCGAUACAACUCGACGAUAAUAUAUUCCAUCUUGAUUUGCACCCUAGUAACAACAUUGCGGUUACCGGCAUGAUUAACGGUCGAAUUCAUUGUUAUCGUUAUGGUUUAGAAGGCCAUGAACAAUUAUGGAAAACUAGAGCAUUUAAAAAAUCAUGCAGAGGUGUUGCAUUUACACAUGAUGGCUCUCAAAUAUAUGGUAUUUCACGUGAUAAAUCGAUCCGACUUUUAGAUGCAGAAACUGGUGAAGUCAUUCAUAUUCGAGAAGAAACUCAUGAAUCACCCAUUAAUUCACUUUUAAUCAUCGAUGAACAUAAAUUAGCAACAGGUGACGAUAAAGGGGUUAUAAAGCAUAGAACAUUAUUAACAGUAGGAGGUGACGGGUACUUAUCUACUUGGGAUAUUCGUAAACCUAAUGUAGCUGCUAUGUCAGAUCAAAUUGAAGAUGAGCUUUUAUCUAUACAACUCGUGAAGAAUGAGAAAAAAGCAGUUGUGGGUACACAAGAUGGUAUCUUAAGCUUGUGGUCCUGGGGAGAUUGGGGUGAUUAUAAUGAUCGUAUUAUUGGACAUCCAAACUCCAUUGAAGCUAUUUGUAAAUUAGAUGAAGAUACAAUCUGUACAGGAAGCAGUGAUGGUAUUAUUCGGUAAGGUAGCUUGUAUGUAAUAUCAAUUCCUCUUAACUUAAUUUUUUUUUAGUUUGGUGACUAUUUUACCAAAUGAAUUUCAUGGCGCUUUGGGUGAUCAUGGUGAAGAUAUGCCCAUUGAAAAUUUAAAACUAAGUUAUGAUAAGAAAUUAUUGGUGUCAAGUGGACAUGAUGACAAAUUGCAAUUUUGGGAUAUUGCUCAUCUUUUUGAAGAGGAAGAGGAAGCGACUGCAAAAUUAGAAGAUGAAGAACAGGACGUAUCGCAUGAUAAAGAGGAAGAAGAUAAAACUAAUGACGAACCUACUGUAAAAGAUUCGGAUGAUGAUUGGGGAACUGAUUCAGAUGAUGAAAGCAGCAAUAAAAAAAAGAGAAAGAAGAAGCAAAAAAAGAACAAGACAGAAAAGAAAAAGAAUAACAAAAAUAAUACAUUUUUUGCAGAUAUGUAAAAAUAAAUAUUUAAUUACAAAUAAUAUAUGUGUGGAUGUAGAUGAAGAUGUGUAUG